UUAUAUUGUCUACGGCGCUCCUUUCACCGUUGGCAUGGUACUGCUAAUCUCGCACUAGAGAAGCGUUAUUUGGCCCGACUUUCUUGGCUUCAUUAUCUCACAUCAACUCGACUGCGUAUCUUCCGAGCAUGGAAGGCGCAACUUCAGACCGUUCGAGCUACUCGCAAAUCUGAGCUCAUCUCUAAUCGACAUUAUGCUCUUGCACUGUAUCGCCGUGUUUUUGUUGCCUGGCUCGCAGAGGGCUCGGCUUCUAGAGAACGCUUGAUGGCUGCAGAACAAAUAUCUGUAGGUUUACAGCAGAAAUCUUCAAAAGAAUUAGAUUCUUCAUAA
Molecule: messenger RNA, 330 nt
Organism: Protopolystoma xenopodis
Lineage: Eukaryota; Metazoa; Platyhelminthes; Monogenea; Polystomatidea; Polystomatidae
Source: the annotation of a GenBank genome assembly